AUGAGCUCAAAUCGUGAAUUCCUGCACAGCUCCCGCCCCACACAUAAGCAACAGCAGAGUGAGGUUAGCCUGAAUAAAGCCAGACUUUCUCGAAAACGUCCGCCGAUAUCGCCCAGUACAAUAUUUGGUCAAAUCAAUAGCAACUUUCACAAGGAUUCUGUCUAUGGCUUUGGUGAUGUGCCCGGCACCGAAGCUGCCCUUGCAAAGCAUCACUCUGAGGCUGCGGUGGAGAACGGCAAAUGCCCUAAAUCAUCUAAAAAGAAGAAGCCUACAUCAGGACCAAUUUGUCAACUGAAGCCAACUGCGACGAACACUGAGGACGAGAAACCGGAUAAGCGUCAAAGACUUUUAGACUGGCUUAAAGCAAGCCAGGCUAAGCGGGAUGAGAACAAUAGACAGGUGUUUUCUCGGUGGAUAGAGAAAAUGGACAAUAUGAAGACACAGGUGCAGGAACAAAGUUCUUGUCCUACAUUCUACUGUGAUUACUUGCCUCUGCCUCAUGUACUAUACUCCGCGAUCAGCAACUGUCAAGAGGAGGCAAUCGGGACUCCUACGGUCUACCUUGGUGUUCCACCAUUCAUGUAUCAGCCCCAACCAGAACUGAUUGAUCCACAAUUAUUACAUAGCGCGGAGUGCUUCCUAAAAAGGCCUGACCAACUGGUGGAUGUGGGCUCCACAUCAGAAUGUGAGUAUUAUUUUCCUGAUAAUCCUGGACUCAUCUGUAAUCACGACUUCUAUGCUCAAACUUUUGGACCAAAGCCUCAAGGAGGAAGCGAAUCUACUCCAGAAACCUCAAGUGAGAAGCUUGAUCUUGCGUCCGUGGGCGCCGAGAAUCCAGUGUCUUAUGCGACACCCGGAACACCCAUUAUCCCGGCACCCGUGAACUACACAACUGCAGCCCCGAUAGUGUUCCCGAUUCCCUGCAUGCACUACUUUAACCACAGCUCAGAGGAGCCCAACAUCGUUGUUCCCAGCGGGGACGGAAUUGAUAACUCUGCUGCGUCGAUCCUCGGUUCGAAGCCUUCAUCGUCUCCGCUAUUAUUGCAGACUGACUUAAGGCAGAUGACGCAGGCCCCUCCAUCCUGUUCUUUCGUGAAGCACUCCAAACACCCAAUGGGCGAUAAUUUCUACCCUCCAAAUGAAAGUUUUAACGCAUCACCCUCAAUGCGUGACCUUGCACUCGUUUAUAAUCAUGCUAAUCCAGCCCUUAACUUUGAUAUGAUUCACUGGAACUCCCUGCUUGAUGAUAUUAGCAAUAAGGUGUCAGCCUCACCGCAGAACAUUGGAAAGCAGGCGAUUUUUCAAGAGAUGCUGCUUUCAGAAUUGAGUAAUGGCUUGAAAGGUGGGGUUCAAGAAGAGGAGAGAAAUUGA
Messenger RNA from Echinococcus granulosus, 1371 nucleotides. RefSeq lists its product as hypothetical. The record is from RefSeq and is a predicted model, not a curated record. Bases 1 to 1371 code for a protein of 456 amino acids. The transcript has a single exon. Lineage: Eukaryota; Metazoa; Platyhelminthes; Cestoda; Cyclophyllidea; Taeniidae.